Messenger RNA from Helianthus annuus (common sunflower), 1290 nucleotides. Its product is annotated as probable palmitoyltransferase ZDHHC12. Lineage: Eukaryota; Viridiplantae; Streptophyta; Magnoliopsida; Asterales; Asteraceae. The record is from RefSeq and is a predicted model, not a curated record. The transcript is spliced from 12 exons. The coding region runs from base 127 to 1095 and encodes 322 amino acids. Gene Ontology annotation, biological process: protein targeting to membrane; peptidyl-L-cysteine S-palmitoylation. Gene Ontology annotation, cellular component: Golgi apparatus; endoplasmic reticulum. Gene Ontology annotation, molecular function: protein-cysteine S-palmitoyltransferase activity.
CUUGUAAGGUGGGUCACAAAUACAAUACAGCCCGACCCAACACGUUCAAACCUGUUCUCCCUCACUCGCCUCCGAUUCCCAACCGAUCCGUAAAUUGCAAAAGAUAUUCAUAAUUGCCGCCUGUAAAUGGAAUAUUCCGGUCGCCGGAGAAAGCACAGGGAUCCAUGGCGGUUAAUCUGCCGGAGCACCGUCUCCUUCGUCUGCGUUUGCUUAGCACAGUUUGCUCUCUUCCUAUUAUCUUCCUUCUUCAACUCCUCCAACAUCAUAACACUCCUUUUUCUCUCAGUUAUUGUAUUGUUAGGGUUGACGGUUAUAGGGAGAAGAUGUAAGAGGUUGUUUGGACUGCGUGGCUCAGCUCCAGCUUUUGUGUUUACGAAUAUCGUUUUCAUGUGGUGUGUGUACUUAGUUGCGAUUCGACAAGCCAUCUCGUUUCCAUUGGACAUCCUCUUUCACGCAGAGCUCAUUAUUCUCCUAAUCGGCCUAUAUAGGAUCAUCUCAGGCGAUCCCGGUUUUGUUGAUUAUGCACCUAUCUCCAACACUGAAACGUUUCUAGAGGGAUCGGAGCUUCCAAUUUCUAACAUUUACGAGGGAUCCCCAUCUGUUGAGAGCUCACUUUUACUUCAAAGGGUAAGAUAUUGCAAGUACUGUCAUGCGCAUGUUAAGGGAUUUGACCACCAUUGUCCUGCUUUUGGGAAUUGUAUAGGUCAAAACAAUCAUUUCCUUUUCAUGAUUCUCCUAGCCGGAUUCAUAAUAGCCGAGUCGUGUUACAUUUUGAGUGCAUCUCAAAUCACAACAGCAUCCCGAACACUUGAUAGUGAUGGACAGAAGCAGGUUGUUUGGACCGUAGCAUUAGCUACUAGCACGAUGGUAUUUUCCAUUCUCCAAGUACUUUGGCAGGCGGCAUUUCUGGCAUGGCAUAUCUACUGUGUGUGUUUUAAUAUCAGAACAGAUGAGUGGAUGCACUGGAAGAAAUAUCCAGAGUUCCAGCAUAUUACACACUCUCAACUAGGAGAAACAGGAACAACACGGUAUAGAAAUCCCUAUGACAAAGGAAUCUGGCAGAAUUUGAAGGAGUUCAUAGAAGCCAAAGGAUAAGAUCACUUGCUUACAAAUCAAAAUUAUCGUAUUAUACGUUUCCCUUUUUAAAAUUAAGAAGGUUUACCUACAUUGGUUUUGUAGUUAGUUUUAUUAAGGGUAUAUUAAAUAACUAGACUGUGAAAUAGCUUAGUUAAUUUAUUUGUAAAUAUAUUUGUACAAUAAUUUUGUUAUGAGAAAACGUAUCAUAAGGUA